AUGUAAAAGGUUAAUUGGUUUUGAGUGACUGGUUAUUGAGCCGACUGGGACUGGGAGAACUGAUUCAGGAUUGGCUAUUUGUGGAGGUUCUGAGGAAUUAAUACACCAUGAAAGUUGCCAGUUCAAAGGUGCCUGCCCGAGUUGUGUACAUGAAAAAGGGUCUACGAAAGAAGAAAAACAUGAAACAGAAAAUGCUUGAAAAUGGUUGUAAAAGCAUCGCUUCCCCACAAAACAAAAUAAAUAAGAAAAACAAAUCUGUCACACUAAAGAAAAAUUUCAAGAAGAAAACCAGACCCACAGAGGCAACUAAAUCAUACAAAAAUAAUGAAUCAGGUGGAAUAAAAACCACAGAGGAGGGCACUCAAAGUUUAUCGAAAAUAACAGAAAAUACCUCCCAUGAGGAAGUUGUCAAGUUUAAAAGACUGGUAAAAGACAUUGCUCCACACACAAAUGGAAUACAGAACUUGGAAGCAAAAGACAUUGCUCCACACACAAAUGGAAUACAGAACUUGGAAGCUAAAGUAAACAACAAUGAAUUAAUCAAGAAAAGAAAGCAGUUUUCAGAUGUGCCUGUAAAAUUAUUGCCAAAGAGAAAGAAGACAAACAAGAAAAUUAUUUCCACUGCUGCUGACACAAAAGCUGACAAACAAGAGGAAAUGAGUGUUUCAUUUUCUGAUGAAUACAGAGGGGAGGAAAUUCAGACCUUGUCUGGAGAGGAAAUUGGUGCUGUUGAUACUAAAGACAGUCGUGAAGAAGGGCAAAAGGCUCUUCUGCAUAUAAUCAACCCUUACUCAGAAGAGGAAUUCAUGAGAAACUACUGGGAGAAGAAGCCACUGCUCAUUAAGCGUAAUGAUGCACACUACUAUAAGAGUUUAUUCACCACAUUUAUUUUUGACAAGAUUCUACAUCAGAAUAUGGUACUCUACACCAAGAACUUAGAUAUUACAUCUUACAGCAAUGGAAAGAGAGAAACCCAUAAUCCUAUUGGACAGGCCCUAGCACCUGUUGUGUGGGACUACUAUAACAAUGGGUGCAGUAUACGGAUGCUGAAUCCUCAGACUUUCCACCGUCCAGUGUGGAAGCUACUUGCUACAUUGCAAGAACAUUUCAUGUCCUUCUGUGGUGCCAAUGUCUAUCUUACGCCCCCUAAUACCCAAGGGUUUGCACCUCAUUGGGAUGAUAUUGAGGCUUUCAUUCUACAACUUGAAGGAAAGAAGCAAUGGAAAGUGUACAGUCCAAGGUCAGAAAAUGAGGAGCUACCUGUGAAUUCCAGUGAUAAUCUCUCCCAGGAUGAAAUUGGGAACCCUAUUUUAGAUAUAGUUUUAAAUGCAGGAGACCUGUUGUACUUCCCGAGAGGUUACAUUCACCAAGGUUGUGCAGUAGAUAACACCCAUUCUCUCCAUAUUACCAUCUCCACUUACCAGAAGAACACUUGGGGGCAUUUGCUUGAAACACUUUUACCUCAAGCUCUCAAUACAGCCAUGAGUGAAGACAUAGAAUUCAGGCGAGGUCUUCCCUGUGAUUACUUGGACUAUAUGGGAAUUGUCAACAUGGAUAAGGAUUCUCCGAGUCGGAAAGCAUUUAUUCAGAAGUUGGGAGAAUUGGUAGGACGUCUGAUGAAUUUUGCUCCCGUUGACGCUGCUGUGGACCAAAGAGGUGCCAGUUUAAUGCAUGAUUCUCUGCCGCCUUUCCUUAAAAAAAAAGACAGGAUCUGUAGUGCUUAUGGUGGAGGCGAGCGGUGGUGCGAAAAGAAAAUGAAGGUAAUCAAUAGUGUAGAACUGAAGCCAGAUACUCCCAUCAGGCUCCUUAGAAGAAACUGUUUAAGAGUGGUUCCUGAGGAAGAAUGUGUCAAAGUUUAUCAUUGUUUAGAAAAUACUAGAGAAUAUCAUCAGGAGGAACCUCAGUACAUUGAGCUCAUCCCAGAGAAUGCACCUGCUGUUGAGGCCUUGAUUCAUGCUUAUCCUGAAUAUUUAACCAUCGAGAGCCUUCCUCUGAGUGAUGAAAUUGCAAAGAUGGCCGUCGCCAGUGGGCUAUGGGAACGAGGACUCGUAGUAACUGCAAGACCUUUGAAUUCCCAGCUUGAUAACUAAAAGGAUAGUGAUGGGAUUUAACAAGAAAACUAUACUCUUAAAACGGAAAGCGUGCUCAAGAGUUUUCUGUAAUAUUACCUUUGACUCGACCAUUUUUUUCUUUCUCUACAUUACAGACCUGUUUUGAGUAUUUUAUCUUGAAUUUAUUGGAUCAUGUUUUCCAACUUUAGCAUAAAUUUUACUCUGUCUUUUUAUAACUUUUUUUUUUUUCAACAAGUCGGCCGUCUCCCACCGAGGCAGGGUGACCCAAAAAAAGAAAGAAAAUCCCCAAAAAGAAAAUACUCUCAUCAUCAUUCAACACUUUCACCACACUCGCACAUUAUCACUGUUUUUGCAGAGGUGCUCAGAAUACAACAGUUUAGAAGCAUACACAUAUAAAGAUACACAACAUAUCCAUCCAAACUGCCAAUAUCCCAAACCCCUCCUUUAAAGUGCAGGCACUGUAGUUCCCAUUUCCAGGACUCAAGUCCAACUAUAUGAAAAUAACCGGUUUCCCUGAAUCCCUUCACUAAAUAUUACCCUGCUCACACUCCAACAGAUCGUCAGGUCCCAAGUACCAUUCGUCUCCAUUCACUCCUAUCUAACACGCUCACGCACGCUUGCUGGAAGUCUAAGCCCCUUGCCCACAAAACCUCCUUUACCCCCUCUCUCCAACCCUUUCGAGGACGACCCCUACCCCGCCUUCCUUCCCCUAUAGAUUUAUAUGCUUUCCAUUUCAUUCUACUUUGAUCCACUCUCUCUAAAUGACCAAACCACCUCAACAACCCCUCUUCUGCCCUCUGACUAAUACUUUUAUUAACUCCACACCUUUUCCUAAUUUCCACGCUCCAAAUUUUCUGCAUAAUAUUUACACCACACAUUGCCCUUAAACAGGACAUCUCCACUGCCUCCAACCGUCUCCUCACUGCUGCAUUUACCACCCAAGCUUCACACCCAUAUAAGAGUGUUGGUACUACUAUACUUUCAUACAUUCCCUUCUUUGCCUCCAUAGAUAACGUUUUUUGACUCCACAUAUACCUCAACGCACCACUCACCUUUUUUCCCUCAUCAAUUCUAUGAUUAACCUCAUCCUUCAUAAAUCCAUCUGCCGAUACGUCAACUCCCAAGUAUCUGAAAACAUUCACUUCUUCCAUACUCCUCCUCCCCAAUUUGAUAUCCAAUUUUUCUUUAUCUAAAUCAUUUGAUACCCUCAUCACCUUACUCUUUUCUGUGUUCACUUUCAACUUUCUACCUUUACACACAUUCCCAAACUCAUCCACUAACCUUUGCAAUUUUUCUUUAGAAUCUCCCAUAAGCACAGUAUCAUCAGCAAAAAGUAACUGUCAAUUCCCAUUUUGAAUUUGAUUCCCCAAAAUUUAAUCCCACCCCUCUCCCGAACACCCUAGCAUUUACUUCCUUUACAACCCCAUCUAUAAAUAUAUUAACCCUUUGACUGUCGCGGCCGUAUAUAUACGUUUGCGAGGUACCGUGUUUGACGUAUAUAUACUCAUAAAUUCUAGCGGCUUCAAAUCAGGCAGGAGAAAGCUAGUAGGCCCACAUGUGAGAGAAUGGGUCUGUGUGGUCAGUGUGCACCACAUAAAAAAAAUCCUGGAGCACGCAGUGCAUAAUGAGAAAAAAAAAAACUCCGACCGUUUUUUUUUUAAUUAAAAUGUCGACUUUGUGGUCUAUUUUCGUAUAGUAUUUGUGGUUGUAUUCUCGUUUUCUUGGUCUCAUUUGAUAGAAUGGAAACUAUAUUAUAGAAAUGGAGGUGAUUUUGAUUAAUUUUACUAUAAAAAGAACCUGGAAAUGGAGCACAAAGUACAGGAAAUGUUUGAUUUUUGCCGAUGUUCAAAAGUAAACAAAUGAUGUCAUUGUCCAAUAAAUGUCCAAAUAGCCAUUUUAAUACGCAGUCAUGAAUGGGUUGAUGUAAUUUUUACAAUUAUUACAGUAUUGCAGUAGUCUGCAUAACAGUAAAUCUUCUAUUUUUUGUUUGAAUAAAAUUUCAAAAUAAAAAGCAAGAGUAAUAUCACAGGGACCUGGAGACAUGACUGAUGAACAAAGAAAAUGUUAUUUUAGAGCCAGGAAUGUCUGCAUUGUUCAUUCUGGACCUUAUUUUGAAAUUGUCGUAUUUUUUAAUUUUCGUGAAAUUGGCCAAAUUGCAAAUUUCUGACCAUGUUAUUGGGUAGUUGAAAUCGGUAAAUAGGCAGUUUCUUGUACUCAAUCGAUAGAAAAAAUAGAGUUCUGAAGAAAUAGUUAUGAGUUUGGUUGACUGGAAUAACGGAAUUAGCCGAAAAUAGGGCUCAAAGUGGGCGAAAUUGCCGAUUUUUAAAUAUCGCCGAAGUCGCUAACUUCGCGAGAGCGUAAUUCCGUCAGUUUUCCAUCAAAUUUCGUUUUUUUUGGUGUCUUUACAAUCGGGAAAAGAUUCUCUAUCAUUUCAUAAGAAAAAAUAAUUUUUUUUUUUUUUUAAAUUUUGCGACACCAGGAGACACCUCAGGAUUUGGGGUUGCGACAGUCAAAGGGUUAAACAACCAUGGUGACAUUACACAUCCCUGUCUAAGACCUACUUUUACCGGGAAGUAGUCUCCCUCUCUUCUACACACCCUAACCUGAGCCUCACUAUCCUCAUAAAAACUCUUUACAGCAUUUAAUAACUUACCACCUAUUCCAUACACUUGCAACAUCUGCCACAUUGCUCCUCUAUCCACUCUAUCAUAUGCCUUUUCUAAAUCCAUAAAUGCAAUAAAAACUUCCCUACCUUUAUCUAAAUACUGUUCACACAUAUGCUUCAAUGUAAACACUUGAUCUACACAUCCCCUACCCACUCUGAAACCUCCUUGCUCAUCUAUACUAGAAAAAUAAAUAAACCACUAUUACUGUACUAUUUCAGUUAGGGAAAAAUGGCCUUUCUCCAUACUGACAUUUCUCAUCCUCACAGACAUUGACAGAAAUGCUAAAACAGUUUUGAUGUGUUAUCUCAUGCUGAUAAAAUGUCAAACUAUUGUACAGCUGCUGUUUACUAACUGAUCAACAUUAAAUACAGGUAACAGAUGGUCUGACACUUUUAGUCAAGACAAAAUUACAACACAUUCACCAAAAUAGUUGACUGGGCUGCCACAGUUGGUAUAUGCAGUGUGCACACUCACUUUUAUUGUUUACAUUGUAGUUGGUGGUGAUUAUUUUAUGCAGUUCAUAGCAUAUUUUGCUAAGAAAUGACUAUUAGCUCUACAGUUCCAGUACAAUUCUACAAUUUAUCAUAGUGGUAGUUCUGCAAUAUUCUUUGAGUGAUAUUAUAACUAUAACCAGCACCGACUAAUAAAUACAUGUAAAUCAUUUUCAUGUUUUCAUGUUUAAUUCACGUUUCCAAUAGACUAUGGUGGGUCAGAAUUGUAUUGGUGAAUUAUUUUUAUAAGACUUCUGUUGGUCCAGCAAAAUAGAUAUACCUGCAAACCUAGGAAUUAAGGGUUCAGUAAAAUCUGUGUUGUACCUGUACCAAAAGUACUAUGUUAGGUACUAAACAAAAAUUAUUCAGAAAGUUAGGAUACCUGAAAACAUCAUUGAAGUUUUAAGAAUUUGUACUGUUAAUGAAAGAUAACAUUCUUGUAUAACAUAGUAUACAGUGUGAUGUAUUGUCUACCAAGUUAUCUUACUUUUUAGGGGAAUAUGUAAUUAAACAGGUAAAAGUAA
Cherax quadricarinatus is the source of this 5753-nucleotide messenger RNA. It is a transcript of the gene NO66, whose product is annotated as Bifunctional lysine-specific demethylase and histidyl-hydroxylase NO66. The record is from RefSeq and is a predicted model, not a curated record. Lineage: Eukaryota; Metazoa; Arthropoda; Malacostraca; Decapoda; Parastacidae.